CAUCAACUAGUCUUAGUGUGAUCGUUUUUCAGAAUACUUAACCUUCAGCGUUGGCAAACAAAGAAAACAUUACUCCGACAUUGUAAAGAAAAGAAAACAUCAAUUUAGGAGCCAUAUAAUUGACUGAGAACCACCUUGACCUACCAUUUUUCGUAGUGACUUUUAAAAUACUUGUUCAUUUCAUGGUACAGCUUCUCUACUACGAAAGUCGUGGCGUAUCUUGUAGUUAUCUGCUACGCAAUGGGAUGACAAAGCUGGUAGUCAAAUUGGAAGCAUGUGAAAAUUGGCCAUAUCCAAGUUCCGAAUCACAAUGGUUGUUAAUAUUCAAUCGAUUUAUACGUAAUUGGUGUAAAGUCAUUCAAAUAACUAGUGGGGGAACAAAGAGAUAUGAAACAAUUGGGCAUGCCACAUUUACAAAACUAGAAGGCACAAUGUUUGUCACAGGAAAAUUUAAAGGUGAUAUGGCAGCAAAACAACAGAGGAUGCCAGAUUUCUGUCUAUUUCUAACUACAAACAUAUUGGAUAAUGACUUUUAUCGUGGUUAUUUACUAACUGGAAUGCUAGAAAGAGGUAAUCGAAAGGAAGGCAUAUGGGAAUCAACACAUUAUGCUUAUGUGAAGCGUCAAGGCUACUGAAAACAUUAGACAUAUUUAUUGUCAUCCCUUCUGUAAAUUCAUGUCAUUUCUGUCGACAGUAUUCCCAAAACUAUAUUAAAUUACUGAAUAAUCAAUGUGAGAUAACUGAAAUAGUUAUGUAUCCAUCCAUAUGUGAACAAAUAAG
This is a messenger RNA of Heterobilharzia americana, 780 nucleotides long. The record is from the annotation of a GenBank genome assembly. NCBI's taxonomy places the organism in Eukaryota, Metazoa, Platyhelminthes, Trematoda, Strigeidida, Schistosomatidae.